Molecule: messenger RNA, 852 nt
Organism: Trematosphaeria pertusa
Lineage: Eukaryota; Fungi; Ascomycota; Dothideomycetes; Pleosporales; Trematosphaeriaceae
Product: kinase-like protein
Exons: 2
Coding region: 1-852 (283 amino acids)
Biological process (GO): protein autophosphorylation; peptidyl-serine phosphorylation; autophagosome organization
Cellular component (GO): cytoplasm; autophagosome
Molecular function (GO): ATP binding; protein serine/threonine kinase activity
Source: RefSeq, a predicted model, not a curated record
AUGUUGAAGCGGGAAGUAGAGACUUUCGCGCGCAUGUCUCAUCCAAAUAUCGUUGAAUUCAAGGCAGUGCAAGGUUUUGGAGGAACGCACCUUGAAAUCUUUGCAGCUCUCAGAGAGGGCAACAUCAACGACCUAAUUGAGAAAGAGCUGUUUCUAAGAGAGCCCAAAUGGGCGGAGGCUCUUCUCCGCCAGAUGCUCCAAGCGCUCGAUUACCUUGCGUUCAAGGGCAUUGUGCAUAGGGAUGUUAAGCCCGCGAACAUCCUCUACCAAUCUCUAUCAGGCGGUAGCUAUACCUUUCAACUUACGGACUUUGGCCUUUGCAAUUUUAUCGUUGCCGCCCAGACGUUCGCUGGAUCUCCCAUGUUCAUGGCACCCGAGUUCCAUUUAGGGAUCCAGCAAACAUCGAAGGUAGAUGUUUGGUCCCUUUUUGUCACGUUAGCGUACGCAUUGAACGUAAGUGAGUUCCGGAAGAAGCGGUUCGACACGCACACGUUGCGCGUCAGGGCGGCACAGGAGGCUGCGAAUGAGGCUGGCUUCCAUCCUAUCCGAGCCAUGGUGAUCGUCGACCCGAAGGCACGAGCCUCGGCGGCAGACAUGCUCGAUGCGCUCUUCCACGGGGAAGGGCGUUCGACUCCUCGCGAUCAGAUGCAAAGCGCUCCUAAGGUAGACAGGAACGCAUCAACACCGCGAAAAGAGCAAACGCAUAGGAUCAAGAAAACCGUUGCUCAGAGGCGCCAUGGCCAAGAGUUCGAGGGUUUUGUGACCACAGCGAGGCGCAAAAUGCCUGGCGCAUUUCAAGAUGACGUCGUUGAAGCUUUAGGAGGGGUGCAGGAUCGGCCCCAUUUUACCUAA